Messenger RNA from Phytomonas sp. Hart1, 1968 nucleotides. The record is from the annotation of a GenBank genome assembly. Lineage: Eukaryota; Euglenozoa; Kinetoplastea; Trypanosomatida; Trypanosomatidae.
AUGGGCCUCGUGGACGCCGUGGUCGAUGCCACGCCCGGACGGGACUUACUCGAGGUGGUGAUGGAGAUCGGGGCGAGAGGGGUGGGGACGCGGGAGGGGAGGGGAGGGCCGUCAUGGAGUGGCCCGGUGAGGGCGCUCGGGCGGUACCCUUUCCACCUCGCUUAUCUCGCGUGGAUGGAGCAUCGAGUGAGCGAGGGGGCCCCACGUGGGGUGCGGGCCCUGCAUCUUGCCGUCCAGGCUGUCCGCCUGGCGGUGGACCACGUCGAUGACUUCGACCGCGGUGUGGUCGCCGAGGAAGCGCUUUUUCGCCGCUGUUUGGCGGAGCGGCCCUGCGCGGCGAUGCAGCAUCUUCUCCGGGCUGCCGAUCGCGCGCUGCGGGAAGGCGAGACUCGACGCGCGGCGAUCGCAACAUUACCAUUCCGCCGCGCCGUGGUGCUCGGUGCCGGGGCGGUGGGUUCUUCCCUCGCGUUUUUGCUCAUUCAGUACGGACUGCAGGUGGUGCUUGUGGAGCCCUGCCCUUCGCGGCAGCGCCGGGUCCUCGCGCACAUCCGCGCUGCGAUCUUCUCGGCGGUGCGGGCGAAGCUCUACCCCAGCCUCGCCGGCGCGCGGUCCCUCCUCUCCCGGCUCUCGGUUGUCUGCAGUGAGUACCACGACCUCUCUGAAAUCUUCUCAGACGCGGAUAUCGUUUUUGAAUGCAUCACGGGAUCACUGGGGGGGAAGCGGGAGGUCUUUUCCUAUCUCGGCCGAGUUUGCACGCCUGCGUGUGUGUUGGUGGCGGGCUCCGGGACCAUCGACGUGUCGAGUCUAGCGUCCGCGGCAAGUCAUCCGGAGCGCGUCCUCGGCAUGCAUUUCUACCCCCCUGCAAACGAAAGCCCAGUGGUGGAGAUUUCCCGGCUUCCCUGCACGGAUUCCAUCCCUCUUCACCGCGUUCUCGCGCUGAGCGAUCGGCUGAACAAAUACGUCGUCCUCACACACAGCGGCGGGGGAAGCCACCUUGGGAUGCUGCUCCUGCUCGCGGGGUUAUAUCAAGCCUACGCCAUGCUCGAGGACGGCUGCUUCCCUCACGAUGUGGAUGGCGUCUUGAAGAAACAUUUUAACUUCCGCUUUGGCAUUUUCGAGGUUGAGGAUAUGAUCGGCCUUGAUGUGAUGGCGAUGGCGCGAGCCAAUCUCCCACCCAGGCGCUUGCCUGUGCGAAAGGUGUUUGACGUCGCCGACAAGCUCGUGGAGUGCGAUCUGGUAGGUCGGAAAAGGGGCGAGGGGUGGUAUCGGUAUAAGGGAAAAAUGGCCUCCUACUUUGAAAGAAGUGAUUCACACGGCGACUCAUACGGGGAGGGCCCUGCGCAUCCGAAGGACGGCAUUGUGGACGAUGAGGCCAUUGCCGCGUCGCUCGUAAGCGUUAAUACCGGCAGCAUCACUGCGGCGGCUCGCGGGAGUCGAUCGGGCAACGCCGCGGAUGAGGUGGUGCUGCCUUUUAGGCCCAACUCAAUGACCUCAACGUCGGUUUGGAAUCCGAUUGAGUGGCGCCUGUCCAACCUCCUUCCAGGGGGUGAGUGGCAAACCCUGCUCGCCACCCACUCGAUGUCAACCGUACACAACCGAAGCGUGGAGAAGCGAAUUUUGUCAAUCAGUAAAUGUAAAGGAUUUCAACGCCGCUACGUCACCGAGGAAGAGAUAAUCGACCGCGUUUUACUCGUCAUGAUCAAUGAGGCCGCCAGAUUGCUUGGAGAGGGCAUCGUUGAAUCCACAGGCGAUGUUGACUGCGUGAGCGUCUACGCCUUGGGUUUUCCGGGUUGGAAAGGCGGCCUGUUGUAUUACGCUGAUGAGGUUCUUGGAAUCGACAAGAUAUUAAAAAGAAUGAACAUUAUGCGUCUUGCAUUAGGAAAGGAUGUCUUUCCAGAACCUUGCGAGGUCUUGCUAGAGAUGCAAAAACAAAAGUUAUCGUUUGCGCGUAGAUUUAACGGCUUAUGA